CCACCAAGUAGGGCAAGUGGCUGAGGCUAAGGACUGCAAUUCCAUCGAGCCUAGUUCAUUUCAGUCAUCUGCUGAGUGCACAGACGAGACAAGGAGACCAAUUUCAGCGCUGCUUAUUUGCCAAAGCCCCAAAACAGCCUAAAGUGAAAAUGGUAAAGUACAUGCGACAGCACGGCGAGCUGAAACCCGAAGAGGUCCUUUCGGAGUCUGACGCGUCCAUGCACCAGCAGGAUUUCGGAGAGAUGUCCGACUAUUCUUUCAGCGACGUUUUAUACUCCAAAUGUUCCGCAAUGGACCAAAUCGGCACUUUUAUGAAGAACGUGCAAGUGCUGCUCGAUGCAGCAAAUUACAUAGAAAAUGUCGAGAAGAACAGCGGAAAAUGUGAGCAUGGGUAUGCUUCGACAUACCCUGCAACCCAGGCUGCACAUCAACAGAAACAACGUAAAUUCAAGAACAGGAAAUUGGACAAUAUUCACAAUAGGUCAGCACACAAUGAACUGGAAAAAAAUAGACGAGCACAUCUCCGCCUGUGUUUGGAGAGGUUGAAGUCCCUCAUCCCUCUGGGACCAGACUGCAGUCGGCACACCACACUGGGACUGCUCAACAAGGCCAAAGCACAUAUCAAGAAACUUGAAGAGAAUGACCGGAGGAGUCAGCACCAGCUGGAGACCUUAGAGAGGGAGCAGAGGCACCUGCAGAGGCAGCUAGCACAGCUGCAGACUCACGGAGAGUGGGAGAGGGUCCGUAUGGACAGCCUGGGCUCCCGCGUGGACUCUGAGCGCUCAGAUUCUGAGAGAGAGGAGAUUGAAGUCGAUGUGGAAAGCACUGAGUUCUCCCAUGGAGAAAUGGACAGUGUAAUCACCAGUGGUGCAAGUGACCUGGAUGACCACAGCAGCCGGCAGAGCUCAGCCAGUGAUGAGGGUUACUCCACUUGCAGUCUAAAACUGGCCUUCUCUGCUUAAAACACCAGCCUAUACUUUCACUUCAGCUGCAGUCUUUAAUGGCUUUCACCUUUCAAAGUACCAGCCUACAGCUCCAUUCUCCCUCGCAGUUUAGGUUAACUGUCCUCAGAAGAACCAGCCUCAAUCCCACCUGUACCUGACAAAUGAAAACGUUUACUUCACCCCGAGAACCAGCCUUAAGUUCAACUCAGUCUAAAAGUUUAAUAUGUCUCCCUCCAAAAGCCAAGGGGCUCCUCUACAUCAGUCUGACACAUUUUACACAACAGCCUCAAAUUGAACUUCUGUGGCAAUAUAUGGUUUCCUCAUUUUCAAAGUUGACUUAACCAAUCACCUGAAUGUCCCGUUACCCAGUACCAGCUUGAACUCAAUACUGAUCCUGUAGAGGACCCAUGAUCGCACCGGUGUCCAACACUGAAGGGGAAACUACCUUUAGUCAAGUUGAUCCUCUGAAACCAGCAAAAACACAAACAAACCCAAUACCAGCUAGAAGCUCACCAUUGGGAACGUUUGCUCCAUUUGCCUUGUAAAAACAUUGGCCUUGGAUAAUAUAUCCAGACGACACUUCUUAUCAGUGUACAAGCCAGUGGCAAGGGCUACAAUGUCUGCAUUCCAAAAUGUUUAUUACACUUCUAUAACCUCUGCUUUAGGACCCACAAACCAUCACUGAUACAUGUGGCGUCCCUCCUCUUGACUGAAAUCCAGUCAUAUCCAAACAGGUGGUGCAGUCCACCCUUGUUAUUCUAAUUUAUUUUGCAUAUAAUUAAAGUAUUUAUUUUUGGUAUAUUUAAUUUUACUGUAGCUAGCUAUUGGUCAGUUUGAAUGGAAAAAAAAAAACUCUUGCUCUUAAAAUAAUUUUCAUUUUGUUUUCAUGUUUACCCAAUUUCUUGAUAUGAAAUUAAUUCCCACUGAAACAUACGCAGUGCUACAGGUUUAACGCAUUACUCAAUGUUGUUUUGUUGAAAGAAUGACACAUCUUUCACACUGUGCGCAAAUUCAGUUUUAUUUAGACAGUAAUAAGCUAUCCUCAAGCAAUAAUGCAUCCGGUUUUUAGCUCAUCUUUGAUGUUGGCUGUUCAGCACACUACUCUGUCCGUCCGACACCAAAUUGGAGUUUGCUAGUUUUCCACUUGCUCCUCUAGUGCUAUCAGUUAUUAAUAAUCAGCAGUAAAAAUGAUUGUAAUUGAUUUUUUCUUAAAAAAAUAAAUAGGGUGCAUGUGUGUUGAAUGUAGCUAAUCACGUUGUAAUGUGCUUUGGAUUGACAAGUCUUAGAUGUCUGUAGCAUGAACAACAUAAACACUACAGAAUACAAACUUUGGUUUGUACUUCAAUGUUUAAUGCUGUAUCUUUUUUGUAUUGUAGCACAGAAAGUACGAAGUUCAAAUCCUUGAUAUUUGGAGGCUUCCCAUUAAUAAUUCAAUUUAUAUUUGACACAUAUAAUUGCACUGCUGACCUGUCUGAAUCCGCCAAAUUAGACAAUUCAAUAAGACCAUUUAUCUGCAUUUUUCUGUUCCAAGUCUUGAGUAGAUCUCCACCAAAUUGUGUCUUAACAUGGGUAUAUGACUCUUGCACAAAGUUCCUUGUUACAGGUCUUCCCCCCCUCCCCCAACCUGUUUGGGAAACUAUAAAAUGCACUAUGAAAGACUUUUGUUGAGGAAGCAUAUUAAAGCACACCCCAGAAUGUUUUCUCGUGCUUAAUCAGCCAUCCAAGGUGACUUUUUUGCAAAACAUGUGCUGCUGGUCCCCUGCUAGUACUUUGUUACAGUUCCUGAUAACUGUCCCUGGAAUCUUAAUAAACCUCUACCACCCAGA
This is a messenger RNA of Micropterus salmoides (largemouth bass), 2770 nucleotides long. RefSeq names its product max-interacting protein 1-like. Lineage: Eukaryota; Metazoa; Chordata; Actinopteri; Centrarchiformes; Centrarchidae. The transcript has 6 exons. Gene Ontology annotation, molecular function: protein dimerization activity; DNA-binding transcription factor activity, RNA polymerase II-specific; RNA polymerase II cis-regulatory region sequence-specific DNA binding. The record is from RefSeq and is a predicted model, not a curated record. Gene Ontology annotation, biological process: regulation of transcription by RNA polymerase II. The coding region runs from base 150 to 962 and encodes 270 amino acids.